This is a messenger RNA of Cornus florida, 1158 nucleotides long. RefSeq lists its product as uncharacterized. The record is from RefSeq and is a predicted model, not a curated record. NCBI's taxonomy places the organism in Eukaryota, Viridiplantae, Streptophyta, Magnoliopsida, Cornales, Cornaceae. The transcript has 4 exons. Bases 1 to 1158 code for a protein of 385 amino acids.
AUGGAGUUGUAUUGUUCUCUCUUCAAGAAGAAGGACAUGGCCAGUGCUCAGACUCUGGUUUGUGUGAAACAAGUGAAGCAAGAGGUUCAGGAUGAGUGGGAUGAGACCAUGCCUUUGCCGGGAGACAUCAUCGAUGGCAUUUCCGACGAUGCUGACGAGUUGUUUUUGCCGGCCAAGGGCAAGUCAGAACUCAGCUCGGAACUCAGGAGGAUUAGCAGACAGGCUGAUUCUAUAUGGUUGAAAAUUAGAAGGGGAGACCGCAACCUUAAGCUCCAGGUGUGCGUCGUGGCAGAUCAUAGUUCCAGAAUACAGAGAAAGUUCACGGUGAGAGCAGCUUCAGACGAUAGACACGUUGCAGUUCUAGAGGAUUUGACAUUGGAACAGUGCACAAAACUGCAAGAAAUGAGUAGGAAGGUGGUGAAUGCGGAUUUGAGGGGAUUCAACCGGAAGGGUGUGAAGUAUGACUGGAAGACGAAGGUGCGUACCUACCUGCCGGAUCAAGGAUCAACGGUGGUUAGUUCCAUUUUGUUCAUGCCUCUACCAGAUGAGCAAGGAAUAGAGGCCACCACUGUCAGAACCAUGGCCUGGUUUUCUGCAGCGGUUUCAUCAGGGAUCCCUCUCGUCUUUGUCAACAUCCAAACAGAACAAAAAUUCACCUCGGAGAAAUAUAAAUCCACAGGAGAAGAGAUAAGUAGGUGUAGACAGAAAAAUGAGACCACUUCUCUUCAGAUUGUUCAAGGCAUAAGACUCUGGUUUCUACCAGGAAUUGGUGAAGUUUUACUUGAAUUGACACCAAAACCAGGAGACUACCGAUUUGGAAUUGACAUCAAACAAGCUGAAGAGGGCUUCAUCUGUGUGUAUUCAGUGACUAAAGGGACGUCUGCUGAUCGUGCUGGGCUCGGUUACUUAUAUGAACAAGCAAGCAACAUGGAGUACCUAGUUGUGAUCUCUAGGUUAGAAGGGAAGAACCUCAUGCCUUCAACUGUCAGCUCUGAAGGCCUAAUACAUUGUUGCGAUACCAAUGAUAUUAAGGAAACACUCACUUCAGCAAUGGAUCAAAUGGAAAGCAUCAAACUCCACAUCAUGUCUUGGCCCAACCAAACUCCUUUGCAUGCUCUGCAAGCAAUAGCUGCAGCCAACCUUAGGCCUCCAAACUGA